UUGCUGGAUUUGCUGGCAGAUCGUAAGGACAAGACUGGUAAGAGUGGCAAAGUGCUCAUUAAUGGUCAGAAGAGGCAGGCCAACUACAAGACAAUGGUUGCAUAUGUUGUUCAGGAUGACGUUGUGAUGGGAACACUGAGUGUGAGGGAAAAUCUAGAGUUUUCGGCAGCUCUCAGACUCCCAGGUCACAUGACCCGGGCCCAGAGGAAGGAGAGAGUUGAAAGGGUUAUUGAAACUCUCGGUCUCUACCGAUGCGCCGACACCAAACCUCGCUACUCCAUCUUCAAGUUGUUUGACUCCCUCACUCUUCUCUCUCAGGGUUCAACCGUCUACCACGGACCUGCACACCUGGCUCUGGCCUACUUUGACAAACUGGGUUUAAGAUGUGAAGAACACGAAAAUCCCGCUGACUUCUUCCUGGACACCAUCAUCCACCACGAGAAACAACUCCGCCAGAGCUCGCAGGAGACUGUUCUCUUCUCAAAGGCUAUAAUAGCUGGUGAGGAAGAGACUGAAGAUGGAGUGAUAGUGUGUUCAGAGAGUGGAGAAAAGAUGGUGAGACUCGUGGAGAGCUACAGAAAGUCGGAGGAGUACGGAGAGCUACGAGAGAGGAUUGAUCCAGUCCUGCAGAAUGUGGUGGAGGAGAAGAGGAAGGAACCUCUGGGGAGACAAGUCGCCAGAAAGAUGUUCACACGUGAACUCUACGCCACCUCCUUCCUUUGGCAGCUUAUUUUCAAUAGUGUUUUGGGUGUCAUUAUUGGCAUCAUCUACUGGCAGUUGGACACUGACCCCAAUAGCUUCACUGACAGAAUCGGAGUGUUUUUCUUUAUUGCUACCAACCAGUCGUUCGGUAGUCUUGGCGCUAUUCAGCUGUUCAUUCAACAGAAAGCACUGUUUAUGACUGCCUGUGCAUUUGAUGGACUGGCUCAGCUGGGCCAGCUGGGAUAUGGCAACACAGUAUCUGCUCUCUGGUGGGACGUGUUUGCUCUCGUUCUCUAUGCUUCCAUCUUCCUGGUCCUCGCCUAUGUUGUCCUCAGGCUCAUCAAGAAAGAAAAGUGA
Messenger RNA from Geodia barretti, 1059 nucleotides. Lineage: Eukaryota; Metazoa; Porifera; Demospongiae; Tetractinellida; Geodiidae. The record is from the annotation of a GenBank genome assembly.